Scomber scombrus (Atlantic mackerel) is the source of this 1680-nucleotide messenger RNA. RefSeq names its product neuropilin and tolloid-like protein 1. Lineage: Eukaryota; Metazoa; Chordata; Actinopteri; Scombriformes; Scombridae. Gene Ontology annotation, molecular function: protein binding. The transcript is spliced from 10 exons. Bases 1 to 1680 code for a protein of 559 amino acids. The record is from RefSeq and is a predicted model, not a curated record.
AUGCUGCACAAACUUCUGCUGCCCAUCGCUUUAGCAGCAGUCCUCAUCCUACCUGAGCUGUCAGGUGCUACAGCCACCAAAGCAAAAACUCAAGUGAAGAACAACUCAGGUGUGACACCCGCUGGGCAGUGUGGGACUUGGAUAAAGGAGCCUGAUGGAGGGUAUUUCACCUCACCCAACUUCCCAGAGAAAUACCCUGCUGAGAGGGAAUGUGUGUACAUUAUAGAAGCUGCUCCUCGCCAGUGCAUCGACUUGUUUUUCGAUGAGAAGUAUUCCAUCGAGCCGUCCUGGGAGUGCAAGUUUGACCACAUUGAGGUCCGCGAUGGACCCUUUGGUUUCUCGCCCAUCAUCGGUCGUUACUGUGGGCAGGAAAGCCCCGCCUAUGUCCGCUCCAGUGGGAGGUACCUGUACAUUAAGUUUGUGGCUGAUGGAGAACUGGAGUCCACUGGUUUCUCUGCCCGCUAUAACUUCACACAAGAUCCUGAGUUCAAAGAGCUUGGGGAACUUCCAGCACUGCCAUAUUGUGACUUCGAGCUGGGUGGUCCGGAGGGUUUUGUGGAAUCAGCGCAGAUAGCCAGAGAGGCCCGAGCCCUGCAGACUGAGGCUGUGGACUGCAGGUGGUACAUCAGGGCUCCACCAAGAGCUAGGGUCUACAUGCGUUUUCUGGAGUAUGAGAUGCACAACUCGAACGAGUGCAAGCGUAACUUUGUUGCCAUCUAUGAUGGCAGCAGUUCAGUGGAGCACCUGAAAAAUAAGUUCUGCUCGACGGUGGCCAACGAUGUCAUGCUGGUGUCCUCUGUGGGAGUGGUGAGGAUGUGGGCGGAUGAGGGAAGCAGGAAAAGCAGAUUUAAGAUCCUCUUCACAACCUUCCAUGAACCUCCAUGUGAAAGAGACACUUUCUUUUGCCAUAGCAACAUGUGCAUCAACCAAACCCUGGUAUGCAAUGGUAUCCAGAACUGUGUUUACCCGUGGGAUGAGAAUCACUGCAAAGAGAAGAGGAAAGCCAGCAUCCUUGACACUCUGGAUCACACUAACCUCACUAUUAUUGGAGUCACCUGUGGCCUGGUUGUCAUCUUACUCGUCAUCUCAGUCAUCAUCCAGGUCAAACAGCCUCGCAAGAAAUACAUCAUCCGCAGAGAUGACUUCGACCCUGCCCUCCUCCACCCCGGCUUUGAGCCCCCCCACUACGAGCUCUGCACUCUGCGCAGGGCUCCAUCCGGCGACCUGACAGACGCAGCCAUGGCCGAAGACUUCGAGAAGUUUCACAAGCUCCGCCGCUCCUCCUCCAAAUGCAUCCGUGAGCACCACUGUGGCUCGCACCACGGGAGCAUGCAUGGCAGUGUCCACGGUAGCCGCAGCAACCUGAGCAUGAGAGAGGCUACCAUUGUAUCGGAUGGUGUGGGGAUGGUGCCUCCGCCGCCGCCGCCCCCAAUGAUGAUGAGCCAGCAGUCUCCACGCCUCUCCCAUCACGUUACCCCAGCCAGUCGAAGGAGCAUCCUGGUAAUGAAACAUAGCUAUUCUCAGGAUGGGGGAGAGGGGUACAGAGCGGAGGAGGAGGAUGAUUUGAUGAUGGACGAUGGUCCCACCACCAGCAGGCACCACAUUCACCACCAUCAGAUCCCUCACGGCACGGCAGGGCUGGACCACACUGUCCACCGUACACUGUCUAAUGACUUCUAA